GACGCUAUCCCGUUGGAGGCUGUGGAUCGGAGCCGUUGCCAUCGGAAUUUCGCGCGGAGGGCGACGGGUCUGCUUUCAGCCACUUGCCGGAGGAGGAGGAGGAGAUCUUUCCGGAUCCAAAAACGCUGAGACGUCCGGUCGCAUCGCACCGUCCCAGCCUGCACCAGACACCCACCACCACCCACACGGCCACACCCCGUGACCCUGACCCCCAACGACGGCACUAGUACUUGAGCUUCGCUUCCCAGUUCGCGGCUGACACCUCGUUCACACCCCACACGAGCUGAAGCCAGCAGAAGGCAUGGCCGCCUCACGCUCGCAGGAGUCGCAGCAUCCGUGCCGUGCCGACUCCUAGCGAUCCACCAGAAGGGAAUCAUCCCCCAGCCCCGCGGCUGACUGACUCGCCCCGCGCCGACGCCGACGCCGACGCCGACGCGACGCCUCCGGAUCCCGAUCUGCGCUGCCGCUGCCCGCGCACGCCUGGGUGGGGUGGGUGAGGUCUGAAGAGUUUGGUGUCCAAAGCCACACCUUCUUCGCAAGGAAUUGCGUUAAAAAAGUCCAAUUUUAUUUCAUAAAAUUGAGGAGAUGGAAGGGGAGGGCGAGCAGGAUGGGUGCCCGUGCGGGGCGGUGGCGGCGGACCAGUUCGACCGGCUCCCGGACGCGGUGCUGAUGGACGUCUUCAACCGCAUCGGCAACGUCAAGGCGCUCGGCCGCUGCGCCCUCGUCUCGCGCCGCUUCCACGCGCUUGUCCCGCUCGUCGACUCCGUCUUCGUCCGCGUCGACUGCGUCAUCCCCGACGACCUGCCGCAGCCCCCUGGCUCGGCCGGCUCCCAGCAGCAGCAGGCAGCGGUGCCCCCCGCGCGGGGGCACGGCGCGCUCGCUCAAUUGGCGCGCCUCGUGCUCGGCGGCAUCGCCAGGCCCAUCCAGGCGCUCGUGCAGAUCCUCUCCCCAGCCGCGGCGGCCGUCUCCCGGCGCUCCGCGCCACAGCCCGCUUCCCCGCCUGCGCCCGCCUCGGACGUCUCCCACCACUCGCCCUCCGAGGUCCUCCGCCCCUUCAAGGAGCUACGUCGCCUCCACAUCGAGCUGCCCACCGGCGAGCUCGGCAUCGACGACGGCGUUCUCCUCAAGUGGAAAGCCGACUUCGGGUCCACCCUAGGCAGCUGCGUCAUCCUGGGCGCGUUGUCGGUCUCGUCGAAGCCGCCGUCACCGUCGACUUCGCCUGAAACUGCCGCGGAUAGCUCGGCUAACUCUGCCGAUUCCAAUAGGGAGCCUGAAGAAUCUGGGAGCCUCCCUGAGUCGCUCUUUACAAAUGGAGGGCUAAAGCUUCGCGUUGUCUGGACAAUCAGCUCCCUGAUUGCUGCGUCGGCAAGGCAUUACUUGCUGCAAUCGAUCAUCGCUGAUCACGCAAUGCUCGGAAGCCUGAACCUGACGGACUCUGACGGGCAGGGGGUGCUCACCAUGGACAAGAGGCAGCUGCAGGAGCUGCGGGUGCGACCCAUCUCGGCGUCAGCGAGCUCGCACCGAACACUCAUGCCAGCACUCAGUAUGCGACUGUAUUAUGCGCCGCACGUUGAGCUUCCCGGGGGAACGCUCCUAAAGGGUGCGACGCUGGUGGCGAUCAGACCAAGCGAGGACUCGUUGAGGGAGGGUGGAGGGGCUGGAGCUGCUGGCCCGGCGGGUACCUGCUGGAUCUCAGACGCAUUUGAGGAGCCAUAUCGAACUGCGGCGAAGGUGCUUCUCAAGAGAAGGGCGUAUUGCCUUGAAAUGAACUCGUUCUGAGCACCAGGGAGUCAGAUUCAGAGAGUUCUACCCAUUUGGGAGGUGGUGAAUCUAGCACACAUCAGUUAUGGUUGAGUCAUGCUUGUAAUUUCUUGAUACCCCAUACUCCAACUAGCACCAAAUGUGGCGCAGUGGCACCAAGAUUUCUCUAAUGAAAAAGCACGAACUGAUGAUUAAUUUUCCUAUUUCGUUUUGGAGAUUUGAGGCCAGCUUUCCAUUUAAUUCCUUGGUAAAUUAUUCAUAUUCCCUGAAUCUGUCUGGUUGAUCAGUCACGGUGUAGUAAUUUUUUUAUUAGUUUAGAUACAAGCAGCAAGGAGCAUGAUUUGGGCUGAUUGAAGUUAUAAAUUACGCAAAUAGUCUAUGCAUAGGACAAGUAUUGUGCAUAUUCAGCAUUCAGGUUAGACCAGUAACCGAAAGAAUUUAGUAUUUUUGGUUUAGCUUACAGGUUAGUUGAAUAGCUUCUGGCUGGAAUAUAUGUUGAACUGGCUCUAAAUUAGUUUACGCCUGAGCUUUUCUAUUGCCAUGAUUAAUGAACCAAACAUGCACAACUAUGAGCUUGUUGUUUGUAUCGGAGGAUUGUCUAACAGUGUAAGUGGCAUCCAACUGUUUUGAUGUGUCAGUUUAAGUUCCUUUCUUUUCCUGUUAGCAUGUGUAAAACGUGCUAUGAUCUCAGGGAUACAGGAAGUUAAGUUGGUUAUGAUGUGGUUCCUGAGUGAUUAGGGAGGUGGUUAGUGGCAAUUAAGGUGAAGAAGAUAUUUUGGGAAGGGAUUCUGAAUUUAUGGGAGAGAAAUAAUGUCUGCUUAGCUAUGUGAAAGACUUUUUUGCCAUUAGUUUUGCGAAAGACUGUUGCGUAUACUUAGAAUGCUCUAGUUCCAUGUGCCACCCGGGCAACAUGACCUGAUCGAGUUUGAACUAACUACCGUUUGGGAAUUGACUAAAAAUGCCAUAUUGUAAUCAUGCCAUCAUACGUUACUAUCCUAUUUGUUAUCAGCGUGCCAAUUGGUUGUCCCUAAUACAGUUGAUACCACUGCUUUCUCCCUGCAUUUGAUGCGUAGUAUGUCCUUUAUGAGACAAACAACAAGCAAUUCUUGUUACAGAGAACAUAGCAUUUUUUUGUGCGCUCUAUUGAAAAUCUGUCUGAUGCAAUUUUUUGGGGAUUAAGGUUGCUGAGUGUUUCACU
Messenger RNA from Phragmites australis (common reed), 2959 nucleotides. Its product is annotated as F-box protein At5g46170-like. The coding region runs from base 586 to 1779 and encodes 397 amino acids. Gene Ontology annotation, molecular function: protein binding. NCBI's taxonomy places the organism in Eukaryota, Viridiplantae, Streptophyta, Magnoliopsida, Poales, Poaceae. The record is from RefSeq and is a predicted model, not a curated record. The transcript has 2 exons.